UUUUGUCAACAUUCGACACGGUUUGCUUGCGAAAGGUUUUUGCACUCGAAUAAAAUUUAAAUAAAAUUUUUAUGUCAGUGUAUUGAACUAUUAUCCAAUGGGUAGAAGAUCGUGAUGUGUGUAGUUUGAUAAAAAUAAAAUUAAAGACUUCGUUGUGAGGUAGAACUGACAACAGCUGUACUGUGGUGGUCCACAGCUCAAAAAUGUCGUCGCCUUCCAAACUUCGAUCCAAGAGACAGACUCGAUACAAACGUCUGUUACAUAAACGACUUCCAAUUACAAAAUGGCUUCCAGAAUACAACUCGGAGAAGGCUUUAGCAGAUUUGAUUGCGGGCAUCACAGUGGGCCUUACGGUGAUACCACAGGCUCUGGCGUAUGCGACACUGGCUGGACUAAGUCCGCAGGACGGUCUCUACUCAUCGUUUAUGGGGUGUUUCGUCUACAUAGUGUUCGGGUCUUGCAAGGACAUUACAUUGGGGCCGACAGCGUUGCUGGCUCUCAUGACUUAUCAACAAAUACAGGGUAGAAACCCCGACUAUGCCGUAUUACUCUGCUUUUUGUCUGGCGUUGUACAACUCGGAAUGGGUUUAUUACAUUUAGGUGUCUUAAUAGACUUCAUAUCAGUACCGGUCACGGUUGGGUUCACCUCAGCUACAUCUGUGAUCAUCGCCGUUUCACAACUGAAGGGCCUUCUGGGACUACAGUUCAAAUCUGGUGGAUUCUUGGACACUGUUCGAAAGGUCAUAACCAAUUUACCAAACGCAAGAUUAGCGGACAGCACCUUAGGAAUAUCCUGUAUAGUGCUUCUUUUAUUGAUGCGUAAAAUGAAAGACAUCAAGCUGCCAGCUAGUCAAAAAGGUUUAAAGAAAACUCUUUGGUUGCUUUCGACGUCAAGGAAUGCCAUCGUUGUAGUGGGAUGUUCUUUAGCUGCGUUCUUCUUUGAAAAAUAUUCCACUCAACCGUUCAAAUUAACAGGAACUGUCAAAGACGGUCUCCCCUCACUGCGCUGGCCACCGUUUUCCACAGCAGUGAAUGGCAGAUACGUGGGUUUCACGGAAAUGUGCUCAGAUCUCGGCUCCUCGAUAUUCAUAGUUCCUAUUAUCGCUGUCUUAGGCAAUGUCGCUAUCGCUAAAGCUUUUGCGAGUGGCGAAUCAGUGGAUGCGACACAGGAACUGAUAACGCUCUCACUAGCGAACAUUUUCGGUUCAUUCGCCGGCGCCAUGCCGAUCACUGGAUCAUUCUCUCGAAGUGCUGUGAACCAUGCCAGCGGAGUCGCCACGCAGUUCGGUAGCAUUUAUACAGGUGUUUUGGUGUUACUGGCGCUUAGUCUACUGACUCCCUACUUCUACUUUAUCCCGAAGGCGGCGCUGGCAUCCGUUGUGAUAUGUGCUGUGAUAUUUAUGAUAGAAUAUGAGGUUGUAAAACCAAUGUGGCGGUCUCGUCGCGCGGACUUACUGCCAGCGUUUGCGACGUUUGCGCUCUGUCUGUCUGUGGGCGUGGAACUCGGCAUCUUGGCUGGAGUGGCCGUCAAUGUGAUACUACUGCUGUACCCCAGUGCGAGACCACAGCUUGAAGCUGAGAUUGUCACGAACGCAUCAGGCUUCAGUUACGUUUUAGUAACUGUAGGCAACAGUUUAUACUUCCCUGGAGUGGAGUACAUCAGACAGUACGUUGAGAGAGCCGCUAAGAAGCAGGGCGGGUGUAGCAUGCCCGUCGUUAUUGAUUGCCGAUAUGUAUUAGGCGCAGACUUUACAGCAGCGAAGGGUAUAUGCGCACUAUCGAGUUCGUUAGCUGCGCGUGGGCAACCACUGGUACUUUUGUCUCCCCGCGCAUGCGUCGCUUCAGUCUUCAGCGGGGCCGGUUCUAACGUAGUAGUUGUACUAACACAUGCCGAAUUGGACUCUACUUUGCACAGUCUCACAGGCCAAAUACCACUCCAGUUAACCAGCAAAGAACACACACCGCCUCCAAAUUACGAUUCGCUAAAACAAUCAGACGAUGACGUCACAGAAGUUGUCAUCGUUGAUGAUCAGAAUAGUACGCCACUAUUGUGCAAGAACGGGACAGCACUAUCUCAUGCAAACGGGGGCAAUGACACGUGACGGUAUUAAUUUUUGUUAGUUUUAAUUUAAGUAGUAAAGU
Spodoptera exigua (beet armyworm) is the source of this 2142-nucleotide messenger RNA. The record is from the annotation of a GenBank genome assembly. NCBI's taxonomy places the organism in Eukaryota, Metazoa, Arthropoda, Insecta, Lepidoptera, Noctuidae.